Molecule: messenger RNA, 1596 nt
Organism: Nerophis lumbriciformis (worm pipefish)
Lineage: Eukaryota; Metazoa; Chordata; Actinopteri; Syngnathiformes; Syngnathidae
Product: tumor necrosis factor receptor superfamily member 14-like
Biological process (GO): negative regulation of alpha-beta T cell proliferation; immune response; positive regulation of peptidyl-tyrosine phosphorylation
Cellular component (GO): external side of plasma membrane; membrane
Molecular function (GO): protein binding; transmembrane signaling receptor activity
Source: RefSeq, a predicted model, not a curated record
AAGCAGGAAGUCAGCGUUUGCUCGUGUGAUUGGUUCAUUGAAGUCACGGUAUGAAAGUGAAACCCAAUAACAGCUAUUACCAACGGAUGAAAUGGCUACCAACAAAAACGAGUAUCUCAGCUGACCGUAUAUGUCUACAUAGUUCCAGAACAUAUCCACGAGUCCAAAGCAGAAAGAUGUUGGGAAGUCAUCAUUUGCUGAUAUUCACGAUUUGUUUCUUGACUGGACAUGCACUGGAGUGCCAUCCAACAACUGAGUAUCCCAUAAACGGACAAUGUUGUCCAAAGUGCCUGGCUGGAAGCCACGUUCGGGAUGAUUGCACCAAAAUCAGUGGCACAACAUGCAGGCCCUGUGAGACAGGGACCUUCAACAACAUAUCAACUGGGGAAACCAAAUGUUUUCCAUGUACAAUGUGCGAAAAAGUUUCAGGUCUCCGGAUAAAGAAGGCGUGUACCAGGAGUUCAGACGCUGAGUGUCAACCACUUGAGGGUUUCUUCUGCGUGCACAGUGUUAAAGGCAGCUGUCAAAAUGCGCAGGAGCAAACAGUCUGUGAACCGGGACAAUACAUUCGCCAAAAAGGAACAGCCUUUGCAGACACUGUGUGCUCACACUGCAGCAAUCAAACCUUUUCCAACGGAACAUCCACAACAUGUCAGCCACACACAAAUUGUGAAUCCCAACAUCUCAGUGUGAUACAACCAGGGACUCCGACAACUGAUGCCAAAUGCGGAACACAUGAACGUUAUAUUGGAAAAAUUACGGCUGCAUCUGUUUUCAUUGUAUUUUCGGGCAUAUUAAUCAUCGUAUCUUAUACAAUUAAAAAAACAGGCCGUAACAGAUCUCAACAAGACCAAAGCUUUCCGCUGCGAGUCAAGUCAUCACCGGAGGAAGUGAAUAACUGCUUGCCACCGCAGAGAACCCCUUCUCCCUUGGACAGAGACAACAGACCACACAGCGUCGGUAUGGCAUAGUGGGUGGAGCGGCCGUGCCAGAAACCUGAGGGUUGCAGGUUCGCUCUUUGGGCAGGACACUUCACCCUUGCCCCCGGUACCACUCACACUGUUGAAUGAAUGAUGAAUGAAUGAUAGGUGGUGGUCGGCGCAAACUGGCAGCCUCGCUUCCGUCAGUCUACCCCAGGGCAGCUGUGGCUACAAAUGUAGCUUACCACCACCAGGUGUGAAUGAAUGAUGGGUUCCCACUUCUCUGUGAGCGCUUUGAGUAUCUAAUAAUAGAAACGCGCGAUAUAAAAUGUAAUCCAUUAUUAUUAUUAUUAUUACACUGAGCACAAACUUUCCCAGACAUUUCGGUACGGCGUGGCUCGGUUGGGAGAGCGGCAGUGCUAGAUCCUGGUUCGAUCCCCGGCUUCUGCCAUCCAAGUCACGUCCGUUGUGUCCUUGAGCAAGACACUUCACCCACAUUACUCCUGAUGGGCCGUGGUGAGGGCGUUGCAUGCUCAGCUGCCGAGCGAUGAGUGUUCCUGGUCGGACAUCAAGAUGGCCUUGCGUCUACCUUACCUAAAUGUAAACAGGCAUGUGAUUUUUCCAUCUAAAUCUGUCUUUUUUAUUUCUGUAAAAAUAUAAAAAAAUAUUUUCAGUU